AUGUCUUUCACCCUUCACCCACCCCCCGACUCCCUCCUGGCGCGCCACCGUCAACUCUCCCCUUCCGCCGCGAUCCGGGUCUCUCCCCUCUGUCUCGGGGCCAUGACCUUUGGCACCGCACACAACGAGCGCUACGGGGAGUGCACAAAAGAGGAUGCAUUCGGCGUACUGGAUGCCUUCUACAGCAAAGGCGGCAACUUCAUCGACACGGCCAACGCCUACCGCGAAGGCCAAUCCGAAGAAUGGCUGGGCGAGUGGAUGGAAACACGCCAAAAUCGAGACGACAUCGUGCUUGCCACAAAGUACACGACACCGUGGCAGACGCACAACUCCAAGAAACUGCAGUCUAACUACGGUGGGAACAAUGUAAAAUCGAUGAAAUUAGGCCUGGAUGCAUCGCUUGCCAGAUUAAAGACUUCUUAUAUCGACCUGUACUAUGUCCAUUGGUGGGAUUACACUACAAGUAUCCCUGAGCUCAUGCAUGCGCUUGAUGAUUUGGUCAGCUUGGGGAAGGUCUUGUAUCUGGGCAUUUCGGAUACCCCCGCCUGGGUGGUUUCGAAAGCAAAUGAAUAUGCCAGGCAGAAAGGGCUGCGGCAGUUUGUGGUAUACCAGGGAAUGUGGAACGCGACAAUGCGCGACUUUGAACGCGAUAUUAUCCCCAUGUGCCGCGAUGAGGGCAUGGGUCUCUGUCCUUAUGGGGUUUUGAACCAAGGUCGGUUCCAGACAGAGGAGGGCUUCCGGGAACGGGAGAAACACAAUGAUGGACGAAACUUCAUUGCUACCUCGCAGCGUGACAAGGAUAUGUCCCGUGUUCUAGAGAAGAUCGCGAAUAAGAAGAAUGUCGAUCUGCUUCAUGUCGCACUCAGCUAUGUCAUGGAAAAGGCGCCGUAUGUAUUUCCGAUUGUUGGCGCCAGGAAGGUCUCGCAUAUCGAAGGCAGUAUUGGGGGAAUUGGUGUCACGUUGAGCGAAGAAGAGAUUCUCGAGAUUGAGUUGGUCUACGAGUUUGACUUUGGGUUCCCCCAUACCUUCCUCAGCGGUACGCUGUUUGACGAGUCUAAGUCGAGAGGUGCAGAUCAGCCCGGCGAUUGCUGGAUGAUCAAGAAUCUGGGAAACUUUGAUUGGGUUGAGAAGCCAAAGGCGAUACGGCCAAAGAAUUGA
Aspergillus affinis is the source of this 1158-nucleotide messenger RNA. RefSeq lists its product as uncharacterized. The record is from RefSeq and is a predicted model, not a curated record. The transcript has a single exon. NCBI's taxonomy places the organism in Eukaryota, Fungi, Ascomycota, Eurotiomycetes, Eurotiales, Aspergillaceae. The coding region runs from base 1 to 1158 and encodes 385 amino acids.